Molecule: messenger RNA, 819 nt
Organism: Schistocerca americana (American grasshopper)
Lineage: Eukaryota; Metazoa; Arthropoda; Insecta; Orthoptera; Acrididae
Product: venom dipeptidyl peptidase 4-like
Exons: 7
Coding region: 1-819 (272 amino acids)
Biological process (GO): proteolysis
Molecular function (GO): dipeptidyl-peptidase activity
Source: RefSeq, a predicted model, not a curated record
AUGGAGUGUGCCGUCAACGUGUACUCUUAUUUCAGCCCGGUAAAAAGAGCGCUGUCAAACGACUGGAGUUUCGUCCUUCUCGGUUAUGACGCAGAGAAGGUUGUCGGAAACGCGGCUGUUGCACGCUAUGUGGUCUACAGUGUUAAAGACAACACCACAAUACACAUCGGCGAGGGCAAGCGGCUGCAGCUGGCCAAGUGGGGGCCAGGCAACAGGCUGGCCUACGUGUAUGAGAACGACAUCUACUACCUGGCCGAACCCACCGCCGAGCCGCUGCAGGUCACUACGGAUGGCGUGCCGAUGGCAGUCUAUAACGGCAUCGUCGACGACUACGGACAUUUGUCGCAGUCUGCCUCAAACACGGUGGGCAGGGCAAACAUGCUGCUGUGGUCCCCGGACGGGCGACGAAUCGCCUACGGACAGUACAACGCCUCAGACGUCUACUACACAGCCUUCGAGUACUACGACUCAGCUGGGGGUGGAGAGUACCAGUACACGAGGUUCCUGAAGUUCCGCUACUCGAAGCCAGGGACGCCCGUAGCCACUGUUCAUCUCAGGGUCGCCACUUUGCCGUCCGACAGAUCGACCCCAGUUGCCUUCCAAGAGCUGUUGGCUCCAACAGACGUCGUCGGACAUGACCACAACCUCGAAGAUAUAGUAUGGACCGAUAACGACAUUUUAAUGGCUUCAUGGAAAAAUCGAGUUGAAAACAUAAACCAGAUUGUCAACUACAAUACUUCCAAAAAGAUGGGGCGUCUUCGUGGACAGAAGGUAAAUGCUGCGUUCUAUCAUUGGUUAUUGUCGGCACAAAGAAGGUAA